This is a messenger RNA of Mauremys reevesii (Reeves's turtle), 1767 nucleotides long. RefSeq names its product growth-regulated alpha protein-like. Gene Ontology annotation, cellular component: extracellular region. NCBI's taxonomy places the organism in Eukaryota, Metazoa, Chordata, Testudines, Geoemydidae. Gene Ontology annotation, biological process: inflammatory response; chemokine-mediated signaling pathway; antimicrobial humoral immune response mediated by antimicrobial peptide. Gene Ontology annotation, molecular function: CXCR chemokine receptor binding; chemokine activity. The record is from RefSeq and is a predicted model, not a curated record. The transcript is spliced from 4 exons. The coding region runs from base 62 to 367 and encodes 101 amino acids.
GGUGGCUCAAAGCUGAGCUCAGCCCAGAUCCCAGCAUCAGCCUCCGCCGCCAGCCCGGACCAUGAGCCGCCCCCGGAGCUUCGCCCCCGGCAGCGCCCUGCUGCUGCUGCUAGCGGCCUGCGCCGCGCUGUGCCGGGGUGCCCCCAUGGCCGGCGAGCUGCGGUGCCAGUGCCUGCAGACCGAGGCCGCGAUGAUCCAGCCCAAGCGCAUCGCCCACGUGGAGCUGAUCCCCGAGGGGCCCCACUGCGGGGUGCAAGAAGUCAUAGCCACCACGAAGCACGGCAAGAAAGUCUGUCUGGAUCCCACCGCGCGCUGGGUCCAGCUGAUCGUCACCAAGAUCCUGAACAGUAAAUCUACCAAGCUGUGAGGGGAGCAGAGGAAAUGACCAAGGCACCACAACAGAAACUACCUGCGUGUGAGAGAGAGACUGGUAACCUGAGGCUGGACAGCUCGCCAUGCUGAACUCUUCUUUUGAGAGUCUGAGAGACCAGCCUGCUCCAUUCAACUGCAACCUGUUCCACUGAGUUAUUGCAACCUGUGCUUAUUUGUGUAGUUAUUAAUACAUCUCUGUAGAGCUCUGCGACAGCUAGGUAUUGUGUCAAGCCCUUUAGAUCUUCCUGAUCACCUGAAGGGAUAAUGCUGCAGCAGUGGCUCAAGAAAUGGCUGCUUGUUAAUCUAGUGCACAUUCCCAAUAGCCCAUCCCCUCAGCUCCUCUGAGCAGCUCGAGAUGGACAGUACGGUGAAGCUGUGCCUUUCACACUGUGGCUGUGCAGGAUGUCUGCUGGCUUGUGAAUAACCAGAGCUUCAGAUUCUGGAGCUGCCAAGCAUUUAGCCUCUGAGCCCACAAAUAUGGAGGAUUCCAAAGUGAAAUCCAAUUAGAAGAAUCACAGUAACUUGCUACAGUCCUGAAAUGUGCUGCCAAGGCACAUGUCCCUGGGACACACAGUCAUUUGCUUGGUUGGGUGAAACAGACUAACAGCUGCUCUCCUUUCACAGAAAAGCAAUCUUUAUGAGAAUGUGGCUUCCAGUCACUAGCUGAAGUUUCUGCAAACUCUUUAGGGUUGGUUUGAUGUGUUAAAUUAUUUCUAUGCAAUUUAAAUAUUUGGCAUUUAUGCUGAAGGUUUAAGAACAGUAAGGUUCUGAACACCCUUGGACAUUUUAUGUCUGCAUUGUAUGACAUACUGUCAUGUUCUGUGUAGAAGUGGUAUUACAAAUUGUACUGUACUAAAAUGCAGUAAUUGUGAGACUGGUGGGAGUUACACAUGAAAUACAUAUUUUCUGAUUAAGAGUGGUUGAGUCGUCAACUCAGUGAAGUGUUCAUGUCCAUGUAUCUGUCCCAGUAGGACCCUGGGAAAAGUGUGGUAUGGGUGGGAAUUGGUAUAGGAUACACCCCUGCCUUCAAGCUUCAUCCCUUUCCCUAUUUUAUUUAAUGUUUGUCUGCAUUUAAUAGACUCUUGGGUCCAGAGUUGCAAUAUUUAAACGCCUCAUCUGCAGACCUCAUUGUGAAGGGAAAUUCAGCCUCAGAAAGUGGUUUGUGGCUAUGAAAGCUGCAAGGACUUGCACAUUUUCUUAACUUGCUAUGAGACUACUCAUGUGUUUAAAGCACUCUGCGAGAUCAGGCACAUAGUGAUUCUUUGCUGUUAUAGGAAACAAGACAGCUCCAAGGAAAAAGAGCAUAGAAGACACUUGCUUUAUAUAUAAGUAAUUUUCAGGGCAUGUGCAUGCUCUAGCUGUUAAGAAUCCCCACUCUCUGCCUUUUUUUUUAAA